This is a messenger RNA of Dalotia coriaria, 1699 nucleotides long. Its product is annotated as adenosine deaminase 2-like. Gene Ontology annotation, biological process: adenosine catabolic process; inosine biosynthetic process. The coding region runs from base 142 to 1668 and encodes 508 amino acids. Lineage: Eukaryota; Metazoa; Arthropoda; Insecta; Coleoptera; Staphylinidae. Gene Ontology annotation, molecular function: adenosine deaminase activity. The transcript has a single exon. The record is from RefSeq and is a predicted model, not a curated record.
GAUCGGCGCACAGCACACGCGCAAGUACGGCUCAUCGCCUGCUUGAGCCGUUCAGUCCAGUGCAGUCCAUGAUAGAGAUUGUGCUGGCCAUUGUCUUGGCGUUGAAUAGACGCACAUAACCUAGACGUGCUGUGCAGAAUAAUGCUUUCUUUCGGAGGCACUUUGGUGUUGUUCGCGGGAUUGGUACUGCGGACAACCUCGAUGCAGGUUGCGGCGCAGGUUGGGGACCAUUGGACCGAGCGUUCGCAGAUUUUACAAUCGGAAUGGCGCCAAUCGCUGGGAGGUAGUCUCACGCUUGGACCCGAAGAAUGCGAGGCCAACGACACGCUCAUGAAAUACAAAACUGCAGAAUGGGAGCAAGGAUUUCAACGGCCGGGCGAGUAUCCCCCUAAUAUGCACUUCUUCCAGGGGAAACUGGCCAUGGAAAACUCGACGAUAUUCAAGAUCCUCAAGCAGAUGCCUAAAGGUGUACUCCUGCAUACGCAUGACUUCGGCAUGCUGUCCUUCGAAGGUCUAUUGAAGUUGACCUACACCGACGAUCUGUACGUGUGCGAUGAGCCACAGCUUGGUUUGAAAUUCCGAUUCUUCAAGACACCAGAUAACUCAUCGUGUCUGCAGGGUUGGCAGCUGCUGGCGGAUCUGCGCCGUUUGUCCGAGAAAGACAUAAACGCACACAUCCGCAAAGAACUGAGUUUGGUGGUCGACGACCCUCAUUCUACAUACCCAACUAUUGACGCUGUUUGGUCCAAAUUCCAAAGCAUCUACGUCAAAGUAGCUCCCAUUGUGACCUACAAGCCCGUUUUCGACAAAUACUUUUAUCGCGCACUGAAGGAAUUGCAUGAUGAUCAGGUCUGGUAUGUCCAGGUGCGCACAACGUUGCCAGACCUCUACGAUCUAAUGGGACGACAAUACCGAGGGGGUCAGGUCGUCAAGGCCUACAAGGAGAUCACCGAGAAGUUCAAACGCGCACAUCCGAAGUUCAUUGGCGCCAAACUUAUUUACGCGCCCCCGCGUCACGUGACCAACGAGACAAUGGCAGGCUAUGUGGCGACGUUCACCAACAUCAAGGCGGCGUUUAACGAUUUUGUGCUUGGCUUUGAUCUAGUCGGGCAGGAAGAUAAGGGCGCACCGCUGAAAGAUUUCCUGCCGCACUUGCUUCCGAUGAAGGAGACGUGCGACUUCUUCUUCCAUGCAGGCGAGACCGAUUGGUUUGGGUCCACAACCGACGAAAACCUAGUCGACGCCAUUCUGCUCGGUACCAAACGCAUCGGCCAUGGCUAUGCCCUGCUUAAACACCCAGUUCUAAUGCAGCGUGUUCGCGACGAGGCCAUUGUUCUCGAAGUGUCUCCAAUUAGCAAUCAGGUCCUGAAACUGGUGGAAGACAUUCGCAACCAUCCAGGCGCUGUGUUCGGUGCCACUGCAAUGCCGAUGGUAGUAACCAAUGAUGACCCAACCUAUUGGGACGCGAAGGGCGUGAGUUACGAUUGGUAUAUGGCGUUCAUGGGCAUGGCAAAUCGGCACAGCGAUCUGCGUUAUCUGAAGAUGUUGGCACUGAAUUCGAUCUACCACAGUGGAUUGCGCUCUGGUGAGAUAACCCAGCUGAUGGUGCAAUGGCUGCCAGAAUGGGCUGAGUUUGUGCGCAAAUUAUCAAAUGAUGCAAUUAAUUAAAUCGAGAAAUAAAACUGUGUCCCGGCGAUUA